This is a messenger RNA of Pogona vitticeps (central bearded dragon), 4287 nucleotides long. RefSeq names its product G protein subunit alpha i1 (gene GNAI1). Gene Ontology annotation, molecular function: G protein-coupled serotonin receptor binding; GTPase activity; GTP binding. Gene Ontology annotation, biological process: adenylate cyclase-modulating G protein-coupled receptor signaling pathway. Gene Ontology annotation, cellular component: cytoplasm; heterotrimeric G-protein complex. NCBI's taxonomy places the organism in Eukaryota, Metazoa, Chordata, Lepidosauria, Squamata, Agamidae. The record is from RefSeq and is a predicted model, not a curated record.
CGACGACGUAAAUUUUGUGAGGGGAAGAAAAAGAGAGAAGGAGCGCAACGGAAUGGGAAUGAAGUGACGGGCGCGAGAGUCACCGCCCCUCGACGCUCCUCGUUCUUUCUUUCGUUUUUUUCAACGCCCCCCUCCCCUCUUUUUUACCCGCGCCCCCAACGUUAACGGGUCCCCCCUCCUUUUCGCACAUGCGCUCUAGCCGGCCCUUCUCUCCCAACCGGCCCACAGCGAGAGAGAGAGAGAGAGAAAACCGACGGGAUAGGCAGUGCGCCGGCCAUCGGGCGAGACUCCACAGUUUGGCGGCGGCGAGGAGGAGGGGGGGACGGAGUGGGGGGAGACAGACAGGCUCGCGACGGAGCGCGCGCCCGCUCGUGAGCCUCAGGCGUCGCUGCCGCGGUUGCUUGUGCGUGAAAAGGGAUCGAGGCGGCGCCCGUGUGGAACCGUUUGGGCUGCGUCCAGGCGACGGCCGUAAGCGGCGUCGUGGAGGAAAACUGAGGCGUAGCGCUGUGGCGCGGGGAGCCGAAACGAGGUCUUGGGGGUCGAAGAAGAGAGAAGAGGAACCGGAGUGUUUUGAGGGGGAGAGAGGGCUCACGGUGUUCCGUGUUUGUUUUUAAACCCCACCCCACCCGAAAGUAGCCUUUUUCGGAUACUGUAUAUUUCUGAGGGCCGCCUUUUUGCCUCUGUGUGGACCCUCUGACUCAUUCAACCCGUGGACGGCGCCUCCCUCCUUGCGGCGGAGUGGGUGACUCUUCGAUCUAUCGCUGGGUUGUUGUUGUUGUUUUUUCUCUCUCUCUUUAAGGACGUUUUAGACCCUGAAAGGGCGACAUUGGUCUUUCCUUUAUUAUCGUCAUUAUUUUAAAUUCUUCAACUCCCAGACCGACAAGAUGGGCUGCACGCUCAGCGCCGAGGACAAGGCGGCGGUGGAGCGGAGCAAAAUGAUCGACAGGAACUUGAGGGAGGAUGGCGAGAAAGCGGCUCGAGAAGUCAAGCUGCUCCUCCUCGGAGCUGGUGAAUCAGGAAAAAGCACAAUUGUCAAACAAAUGAAGAUUAUCCAUGAAGCUGGUUAUUCAGAAGAAGAAUGUAAACAAUAUAAAGCAGUUGUCUAUAGUAAUACAAUUCAGUCUAUUAUUGCUAUCAUUAGAGCAAUGGGGAGAUUGAAGAUAGACUUUGGGGAUUCCACAAGGGCUGAUGAUGCACGCCAACUUUUUGUUUUAGCUGGAGCAGCAGAGGAAGGCUUCAUGACAGCAGAACUUGCUGGAGUUAUCAAGCGAUUGUGGAAAGACAGUGGAGUUCAAGUUUGUUUCAACAGAUCAAGAGAGUAUCAGCUUAAUGACUCAGCAGCAUAUUACUUGAAUGAUUUGGACAGGAUAGCCCACCCUCAUUAUAUUCCAACACAGCAGGAUGUCCUCAGAACUAGAGUGAAAACUACAGGAAUAGUGGAAACACAUUUUACUUUCAAAGAUCUCCAUUUUAAGAUGUUUGAUGUUGGAGGCCAGCGUUCAGAAAGGAAAAAAUGGAUUCAUUGCUUUGAAGGUGUUACAGCCAUAAUUUUUUGUGUGGCACUUAGUGAUUAUGAUUUGGUCCUUGCUGAAGAUGAGGAAAUGAACAGAAUGCAUGAAAGCAUGAAAUUAUUUGACAGCAUCUGCAAUAAUAAAUGGUUUACAGAUACUUCUAUUAUCCUCUUCUUAAAUAAGAAGGAUCUCUUUGAAGAAAAAAUCAAAAGGAGUCCUCUUACUAUUUGUUAUCCAGAGUAUCCAGGGUCAAAUACAUAUGAAGAGGCAGCUGCAUAUAUUCAGUGUCAAUUUGAAGACCUGAACAAGCGAAAAGACACAAAGGAAAUUUAUACUCAUUUCACAUGUGCCACAGAUACUAAGAAUGUACAAUUUGUCUUUGAUGCUGUAACUGAUGUUAUCAUAAAAAAUAAUCUGAAAGACUGUGGUUUAUUCUAAAUACUUAUAUCAAAUUGUAGGUUUUUAAAAAAAUAACCAAAUGAGUUCACCACUUUUUUUUAAACACCAUUGAUACUUUUUGAGUUUGUUCUUAUUUAUGUUAUUUGAUUUAUCUUGUCCUGGAUUAGAUUGUAGAGCCAUUUCACAGAACUCAGAUCACCUUAUAUGGUAUAUGGUAACAGAAGCAAAAUAAUGGCCAGAUCAAUAUAAUACUUGGUCCUUUGAACAGUUUUAUUUAUGUUUAUUAUAUAUGUUUAAAUACCAUGAGCCAGCAGUUAAAAUAUUUUGACUGUGUUUGCUUUUGAGUGUAUGUGUUUUGUUAAUAGAAACUUUGAACAAAAUGUUUUAAUAAUAUGAAUUUGUAGAGUUCCAUGGUUAAAGAAUUAUUGUUUCUGUAAGACAACUUUGGUUUUUUAUCUUUCUGAUUUUCCAUUAUUUAAAUAGAUUCUUUAAAUAUAAAUUUCUGUAUGAAUGUUUUUUGUUACAUUUUGUUUAUAUAUCUGUAAUUUGUAGGGAAGAGUUUUUAUUGCAUAAAGGAUUAUUUACGCUUGCUCAGGAUUAAAUGGGAAUGUCUCUAAAUUUUCUGAGUUUGUGUUCCUCAAACUUUUAGAAAUCCCUUUCUGAUAUUUUAAGGAACGUCAAAUGUUAUAUUUUUCUUUGCCAGGCAUUUAACAGAACCUGGAAUCCGUCUAUGCUGUAAUCCAGCAUUGUGGAAGCAAGAUGCUCAUGUACAUGGGGAAAAGGUAUUCCCUGUACAUUUGUAUUAGAAAGUGUAACAUUGGGAACCUAAUGCUUUUCUGUCUGGAUUAUUUUGCAGCUGGUUGAUAUUUAUUUGGAGUGCCUUUUUGUUAGCUUGUAAGUAUCUCUGAUGUAAAUUACUAAAAGAAAAUAUCCUAGAAUUAAAGUGAGGAAGGAGUUUUAGAUUUCCUGCAGUUUUACCACGUUUGGCUUUCUUUGCUUUUUCUCAGGAGAUUGGCCAUUACUUUUACCUGUAUUCCAUUAAGUAGUUAUGUUGUCUUACAAAGUAUUUUUACUCAGAUUGGUAGGAACAGUGUUUAUUAUAAUCAAAAGACAGAGACAGUCUUGGGAAUGGAUUUGUGUCAGAGUAACUUAAUACAGUACAGCUGUUGGAAUCUAGAAAACCCCAUCCAUAUAUGCAACAACAUUCCAUUCUCAAAUGGGAGAGAAUAUAUGGCAGAUAUUCUAUUGGCACUGGUCUGGAGAGCCCCUGACCUUCAGAGUUAGUUUUGAGCAACGUAUGUGCUGUUGCAAGUGUAAAUCUAGAAUAUGUAGAACAGCAGACAUAGAAGGGGCAUUUCUCAUCAGUCACUCCAAUUCCUGAGAAGACAAGCUGUUACCAUAUACUUGCUGCUUCAGGAACAAGAACUUCUGCAAGAAAAUCCAGCUUGUAUUAAUCUUACAAUUAUGUAAAAUCACUUUGAUUCACUGCCUUAUGGUAGUACAUACAGAGGGUUUUUUAAUGUGUACAAACAUAAAACGAGGUUUUGAAAAUAAGUAUUAGUGGAGCUUUCUUGGUUCUGUUGUCUGAAAUACACACAUAACCAAGUUGCAAAUGCUGCUUUCUGUUAGUGUGUUGCAGGAUUUUUGAAAUAAUGUGUUUACAAACUCCAAUUUUUUUCUUUUCUAUUGUAAGGGAAAAAAAUUCUAAAGCAAGCUGUUUAGUGUUAUCUAUGACUGAACACUUCCAAACAUAGCAGAUCCCUAAUAUUUAUUAAUCUAAAUAGUCAAAUUAACAUUUGAUAAUAUCCUUGAAUUAUGCACAUUUGAAUCUGAGACAUCAGUAUUAAUCGCAUUGGCAUCCUGGCUUUCCUCCAAGAAAAUGAAGGCAGUGUGUAAAAGAGUAACCAGGGAAAAGUAAUCCUUUUACUAAGGGGAAGAAUAGCAUUUGGUUGAACAAGUAUAAACCAGACUUGCUUUCUGGGAAACGGUUUCGCAUAAGUGUUCUGAAACAGUCGUGCAACAUAGUACUAAAGUCAUAAUUAUGUCAGCUGUUGUAUUUGGUAGUAAUUGUAUCUAUAUUGUUACAUUAGUUUUUGUACAUUGCAGUUUUUUAAAAUCAAGAAAAAUUACAAGGAGAUUUCAGUCAGAUUUAUUUGUGCCUUGUCUUGAAAGAAAUAUUUUUUCAUUAAACACAACUGAUGGAAAGCCUUCUGUAACCAUAAGUGAAAUGAAGAGAUAAUAAAGAAUAAGUUUUACAAUGUGGAAAUACAAAAACAUUUUUGUAAUAAUUGCUUUGGUGUGUUCAUAAUUUGACUAAUCAUUAAUAUUUCCUCCACCGUACCACUACUUAAUGUUCAAUAUAAAACAUCUAUUUCAA